CCCCCGCGCGCGGCCGGGCCUUGCCCCCCAUGGUCUCCCGGCCUGAACCGGAGGGCGAGACCAUGGAGGCCGAGCUGGCGGUGGCACCGUCGGGCUGCUCGCACCUGGGCAGCUUCAAGGUGGACAACUGGAAGCAGAACCUGCGGGCCAUCUACCAGUGCUUCGUGUGGAGCGGCACGGCCGAGGCCCGCAAGCGCAAGGCAAAGUCCUGCGUCUGCCAUGUCUGUGGUGUCCACCUGAGCCGGCUUCACUCUUGCCUGUAUUGCGUCUUCUUUGGCUGUUUCACAAAGAAACACAUACAUGAACAUGCAAAAUCCAAGCGGCACAACCUGGCCAUCGAUCUGACAUAUGGAGGUAUAUACUGCUUCUUGUGUCAGGACUACAUCUAUGACAAAGACAUGGAAAUAAUUGCCAAAGAGGAACAGCGGAAGGCUUGGAAGAUGCAAGGCGCUGGAGAGAAGUUUUCAACUUGGGAACCAACCAAACGGGAGCUGGAACUGCUGAAACACAACCCCAAGAGGAGGAAGAUAACCUCCAACUGCACCAUAGGCCUGCGUGGGUUGAUCAACCUGGGGAACACGUGCUUCAUGAACUGCAUUGUGCAGGCUCUGACCCACACACCACUCUUGCGAGACUUCUUUCUGUCAGACAGACACCGUUGUGAGAUGCAGAGCCCCAGCUCCUGCCUGGUCUGUGAGAUGUCCUCACUCUUCCAAGAGUUUUACUCGGGGCACCGGUCCCCUCACAUUCCAUAUAAGCUGCUGCACUUGGUGUGGACCCAUGCACGGCACCUGGCGGGUUAUGAGCAGCAGGAUGCACAUGAGUUCCUCAUCGCAGCCCUGGACGUCCUACACCGACACUGUAAAGGGGAUGACAACGGAAAGAAGGCCAACAACCCCAACCACUGCAACUGCAUCAUUGAUCAGAUCUUCACCGGUGGGCUGCAGUCUGAUGUCACCUGCCAAGUCUGCCAUGGAGUCUCCACCACCAUUGAUCCCUUCUGGGACAUCAGUUUAGACCUGCCAGGUUCUUCUACCCCGUUCUGGCCUCUAAGCCCGGGGAGUGAGAGCAGUGUGGUGAAUGGGGAGAGCCACGCAUCUGGUACUACGACGCUCACAGACUGCCUGCGGAGAUUUACCUGCAAAGAGAGCAGAAUGAACGGGCAGUACCAGCAGCCCACAGACAGUCUCAACAACGAUAACAAGUAUUCCUUGUUUGCUGUAGUUAACCAUCAAGGGACCUUGGAGAGUGGCCACUACACCAGCUUCAUCCGACAGCACAAAGACCAAUGGUUCAAAUGUGACGACGCCAUCAUCACCAAGGCCAGCAUCAAGGAUGUGCUGGACAGCGAAGGGUACCUGCUGUUCUACCACAAACAGUUCCUGGAAUACGAGUAGCCACCUCUGCUGGUUAGAAAAAGGAGGAGGAUGAGUUGACAAACCUCCCAAGAUGACCCCCUCUUCCCCUGACCACAUGACACCUCGACACCCCUCCUGUUCAGACAUGCCACGUGCAUGUCUGUACACUGGAGUUGUGGUGUCGGGGUGGACACACUGUGGAGCAGAACUGCUGUGUGCCCUGGGUGUAAAGGAGUUGAGGAGCUCUGUGGUAGUAUCUCUUGUCUCCAAAGCGUGUGGGAGAUGGAGAUGUUAUCCUAAGUGCAGAGCAGCCUCUGCCUGGUGCUUCAUUCAGUAGUCCCAUGCAUGCGGUUUGAAAAGGCCCCUGCCAAAUGGAAAUUAUGGGUCCAUUAAAGCUGUAAAGCAAACACAGGUGGAUGUGCAAAGUCA
Messenger RNA from Dipodomys ordii (Ord's kangaroo rat), 1787 nucleotides. It is a transcript of the gene Usp22, whose product is annotated as ubiquitin specific peptidase 22. Gene Ontology annotation, biological process: protein deubiquitination. Gene Ontology annotation, molecular function: cysteine-type deubiquitinase activity; zinc ion binding. The transcript is spliced from 13 exons. Lineage: Eukaryota; Metazoa; Chordata; Mammalia; Rodentia; Heteromyidae. The record is from RefSeq and is a predicted model, not a curated record. Bases 30 to 1397 code for a protein of 455 amino acids.